AUGUUGCACUGGCACCUGCUGCCCACCGCAGAGGACAUCUUCGCCAGGCAUAGCAGAAAAACCAUCUUCUCCUACAUCGUCUUCGCGAGCGCCUACUUACAAUUCGAAGACGACGACGACGUCAAAAAGCUCCUCGCCAUUAACACAAAUAGAGGACCUUACAAGUGCAAUCAACAACCAUUUGGAUCCGCUCCUGGCUCCUUCCAGCAGAUCGUCGAGUCCAAGAUCUCCGGACCCAACACUUUCAAACGUAUUGCUGAACACAAAUAA
Messenger RNA from Necator americanus (New World hookworm), 270 nucleotides. RefSeq lists its product as uncharacterized. The transcript has a single exon. The record is from RefSeq and is a predicted model, not a curated record. Lineage: Eukaryota; Metazoa; Nematoda; Chromadorea; Rhabditida; Ancylostomatidae. The coding region runs from base 1 to 270 and encodes 89 amino acids.